CAUGCCGCCAUUCAAAUAACCUAAAAAAUAAGUUAGUUCAAUAGAGAAACCUGUAAUUGAAGAAUAGAGAGCUUCAACUGCAUAUUAGGUUGUAUAUUCAAGAGACAUAAGAAAGAAGAAAAAGUAAAUGUUUGAUGGUGUUUUGGUGAUAGAGAAUUAAAGAAUGAGAUUAUUUGAUAUGGAAUCUAAAUAAUUAUUUGCAGGAAGUGAUCAAAUUUAUGAUAAUAUCUCACAAUAUUAUAUGGGUUAAUAUUAUGGUAUUUAAUAUAUAAGUAAUAAAAAAUAGUUGAACUCAUGAAUUAAAUUUCUAUAGAUGAAUUUAAAUCUGGUAAAAUAUUUAUGGCUUAACCAGAACCAGAAUAAAAAAUUAUAGUUAAGCCUAAGAAAAUUUUUAAAUCAAAAUAAUAAUAAGAUGUUGAACCUAAAUUUACAAUUUUAGAAGGUUUUGAUAUAGAUUAAUUUCUAUAUAAAUAAUUGAGAGUACAUUAAAUUGAAGGAGUAAGAUUUAUGUUAGAGUGUGUAACAGGCAAAAAAGGAAAAUCUAUUAGAGGAUGUAUAUUAGCAGAUAGUAUGGGAUUGGGUAAAACAUUAUAAGCAAUUACUUUAAUGUGGAUAUUGAUAUAAUCACAUGAAAUAUCAAAAAUAGUUAUUACAUGUCCAGUUUCAUUGAUUGGAAAUUGGGAGAAAGAAAUAAAAAAAUGGUUGGGUCCAAUGAGAUUAUAACCAUUAACUGCUAUUGGUACUAAAGAUGAAGUUAAUAAGUAAGUAAAAUAUUUUCUUUAUUCUCCAUAUAAUCUUUUAUUGACAUCUUAUGAAACAUUUAGAAAUAUUUGUAAUGAAAUUGAUAAAGUUAUUGAUUUAUUAAUUUGUGAUGAAGGACAUCGAUUAAAAAAUAGUAAUAUAAAAACUGUUCAAACUAUGAAUUAAUUAAAAUGCAAAAGAAGAAUAGUUUUAAGUGGAACUCCAAUCUAAAAUAACAUGAAAGAGUUUUAUGCAUGUUGUGAUUUUGUUAAUCCAGGAAUAUUUUAAUCUUAUAAGACUUUUAAAUUAGUUUUCUAAGAUCCAAUAGAAAUGUCAAUAGAAAAGGGAUCUAGUGCUGAAAGUAUUGAAUUAGGCAAAUUAAGAUCUUAGGAAUUAAGUUCUUUAACAAGUUAAUUUAUAUUAAGAAGAAAACCUGAAAUUUUGAGCAAAGUAAAUUUUUAUUAUUUAAUAAUAAUUAUAGUUUUUACCUAGUAAAUUUGAAUAUUUAAUGUUUUGCACUAUGACUCCAUAAUAAUAAAUAUUAUAUAAGAGAAGUUUAUAAUUGUGUCCUAAUUCAGUUAUGAUGUAAUUAAAUUUAUUGAGAAAAGUCACUACACAUCCUAAACUUAUUGAAGAUGAUGAAAGUUAAGUUGCAGAAAAAUUAGUUGUUCAAGAUUAUUAGUCAGUUAAAUUUAAUUGUUUAAAAAUUAUUGUUGAUUAAUGUAAAGAAUAAAAUGAAAAAAUAAUAAUCAAUAGUUAUUAUCGAUAAACUUUAGAUUAAAUUGAACAUAAUCUAAUUUAAUGGAAUCUUAAAUUCUUGAGAUUAGAUGGAAAAGUAGUUUAAAAACAAAGACUUACUUUAGUUGAUGAAUUUAAUAAAGAUAAAGAUAUUACAGUAUUUUUAUUAAAUGGAAAAUCUGGAGGUACUGGAUUAAAUUUAGUUGGUGCAAAUAAAAUGAUUUGUGUUGAAGUUGAUUGGAAUCCAGCAAAUGAUUCUUAAGUUAUGGGUAGAAUAUGGAGAGAUGGUUAAACAAAAUAAGUUCAUAUUUAUAGAUUAAUAACAUGUGGUACUUAUGAAGAGAAAAUUAUGUAAAGACAAUUAACUAAAGAAAAUUUAUCUUAAAAUAUUGUUGAUGAAAAAUCAUUAUAAAAUUAAUUUACUACUGAAGAACUCAAAGAUUUACUUACAUAUAAAGAUAGCCAAAAAUGUUAUAUAUUUGAUUAAUCAGACAAAUUAGAACCAGAACAUGAUUAUCCAUCUGAUUUAAAUAAAUUUGUAGUAUUAGUUAAAAUUCAUAAAACCUAAUCUUGUAUUCCAAAUGAAUUUGAUAAUUAAAACACAUUUUUAGAGAAAGUUGUUGAAGAUCCCUCAAAUAUCUAAAAUCUAGAUAAUGAUGAAUUAUAAGAUGAUAAUUCAUAAUAAUAAGAUAUCUCAGAUUCACAAGAAUAAGAAGUAUUCAAAGAUAUAACAAAUUAAAUUCAAAAUAUUAAUAUAGAUUAAUAAUAAGAAAUAAAUGACAAAAUAUAAACAGAUUUUCCUUUAGCAAACAUUAAUAAAUGUGAUUUAUCUUUUUUAGAUUGA
Paramecium primaurelia is the source of this 2323-nucleotide messenger RNA. The record is from the annotation of a GenBank genome assembly. Lineage: Eukaryota; Ciliophora; Oligohymenophorea; Peniculida; Parameciidae.